This is a messenger RNA of Tachysurus vachellii, 801 nucleotides long. It is a transcript of the gene rpp21, whose product is annotated as ribonuclease P 21 subunit. The transcript is spliced from 5 exons. The coding region runs from base 145 to 612 and encodes 155 amino acids. NCBI's taxonomy places the organism in Eukaryota, Metazoa, Chordata, Actinopteri, Siluriformes, Bagridae. The record is from RefSeq and is a predicted model, not a curated record. Gene Ontology annotation, cellular component: nucleolar ribonuclease P complex. Gene Ontology annotation, biological process: tRNA processing.
ACCAGCGAGGGAGAAUAAAUAAACAAGCAUGUCAACUUUUCAUGAUCUAGCAAAAGCAAAGCCCGUCUUCGGUAUGUUUGUAGAUGAGAUUUAAAUUCGGACCACAUCGGCUGUUAGGUAUAAAAUAACGUUUUAGGAAAGGAAAUGGCGUCCAAUAUCAAAGAUAAAGAAGCUUUUCAGAGACUGAACUUCCUCUAUCAAGCUGCACAUUGUGUAUUGGCCCAAAACCCGGAGAACACUGAACUGGCCCGAUUUUACUGCUUCACCCAGAAGACCAUAGCCAAACGCCUGGUCCUGAGGCAAGAUCCCUCUGUGAAAAGGACCAUGUGUAGGAAAUGUUGUGCUUUACUAAUAUCCGGAGUUACAUCAACUGUCAGACAGAGAAAAGGUUCUCAAAAGCAGCGUGCAACGCUAAUACGAUGUCUCAGCUGUGGGCAAACUAAAAAGUUUCCUAACAACCCAAAACAUCAGUUGUGGGUGGACCAACCAGAGGCUCAGUUAGAGAAUCAGACUCAGCCAGAAGCCAAUCCAUCGUCCAAAUAUUUGACCAAGAAAGAUAACCCUGAUAAGUCGAAUACAGUGGAUUCAGUGAAGCAGGAUGCAGCCUAUUAAGUUCAACCACUGAACUCCUUUAUUCUCUCACUACAGACAGCAGCAUUGGAAUCAUUCCAACCUGAUGCUUAGUUAAAUAUACAUUUUAGACAGCAACAAAUACUUGAGUUGGAAGAUUCAUGUAAUACACAGUGUACUGUAAGAUCUGUUACACAAGAAACAGCACACUUAAUCUAUUUAUUUAGGAUU